Molecule: messenger RNA, 1122 nt
Organism: Dujonia railenensis
Lineage: Eukaryota; Fungi; Ascomycota; Pichiomycetes; Serinales; Debaryomycetaceae
Source: the annotation of a GenBank genome assembly
AUGAUCGUAGAAGCCGUAAGACCAUGUGCAUACCUAGACAUUGAUAUUGAUUCCAAGCCGGUGGGCCGCAUAGUCGUAGAGUUAAAGGACGACUUGGCCCCCAUCGCUUGCAAGAACUUUCUUGCCCUGUGCAACCACAAACUGUACCAGCACAACCACUUCCACAGAACGAUAAAGAAUUUCGUGAUACAGGCAGGUGAUCUUGUGUACGGCCAGAGCAGCAACCUAGAUGUGUCAAAAAUCGGACAGGGAAGCAAGGGAGGACCCUUUGAGGACGAGAAUGCAUCGGAGCCCUUGGAUCUGCCCUUCAUGCUCUGCAUGGCCAACGAUGGGACUCCCAACAACAACGGCUCGCAGUUCUUUAUCACGACGUAUCCACAACCCCACUUGACUGGCAAACACACCGUAUUCGGUAGGGUAAUACACGGAAAGUCCGUAGUUCGAGAAAUCGAGAGAGUGGACACCGACUCCAAGAACUUCCCCACGUUACCGGUGGUUAUUACGGACUGUGGUGAGUGGGAAGAGGGAAUGCCAGUCCCAAUUUUCAACGCUUCCUAUGACCAGAGAGGUGGAGACAUCUACGAAGAAUACCCGGACGAUGACGUUCACAUCGACAAGGAAUCAUCUAAGAGCGUGUAUGAAGCUUCCUCUAAGAUCAAGCAGAGUGGGACCCUCCUCUUCCAGGCCGGUGAUAAGGAAGCUGCCAUGCUUAAGUAUAAGAAGUGCUUGAGGUACGUAAUGGAGUACAUCCCGGAUCAAGACCAAGAGCCCGAGUGGUACAAGCUCUACUUUGAGCUCAAAAUCAAGCUCUACUUGAACUUAUCCCUAGUCUACCUACAGCUCAAGAAUUACACCUCUGCUGUGGCAUACUCCACGUAUUUGAUAGAGAUGGAUGAGCUGGUGAAUCUUAUUUCGAAGACAGACUAUGCUAAAGCACACUCCCGUAAGGGUACUGCACUUAUAGAGUUGAAGAAGUACACAGAGGCGGCCAGAGAGCUUACUACAGCGUUGAAGUAUCUUCCUAACGACAAGGGUAUUGCCAAGGAACUCGAGAGAGCCGAGCUCUUGUUGCAGAAGAAGAAGGAUGGAGAGAAGGCCAAGUACGCCAACUUCUUUAAGUAG